This is a messenger RNA of Raphanus sativus (radish), 958 nucleotides long. RefSeq lists its product as uncharacterized. The record is from RefSeq and is a predicted model, not a curated record. The coding region runs from base 109 to 849 and encodes 246 amino acids. Lineage: Eukaryota; Viridiplantae; Streptophyta; Magnoliopsida; Brassicales; Brassicaceae. The transcript has a single exon.
GACAGAUAUAACAAAUUCUUUACUGUUCAUUCUCAAAAGACUUGUGUGUGUGUACCUGUGACAAAAACCAAACUCCAUUUAUUAAUAACACCGUUGAGAUGAGAUGUAAUGUUGGAUAUGGUAAAUAAUCACAUGUGUCUAGAGAUACGAACCACACCCACAUGUUCACCCACUCAAUCCCAAACUCACUCUCUCUCCAGAACACAAACGCACUUUUGUCUCUCUUCUCAACUUCUCAGUCCUCCAAUGGCGGACUACGAAGACGAGAUUGACCAGCAGAACCAAUCUUUCAUCCCCAAAGAAACAGCUCUACAAGCUCUAAACACCAUAAUCCAGCUCCACUUCGAGAAAACUCUCGAGAAGAAACGAGCCAUCGACCACCAGAAGAAGAAGCUCCACAAGCUAUUCCAGCUCUUCUUCAUCUUCCUCGCCGUCAUCUUCUUCUCCCUCACCCAACCCUCAGGCCGUCUCCACUGCCGCCAUUGCUGGGCGCCAAUCCUCUUCCUCUCCUUCUCCCAUCUCUUCUUCUACGUCUCCGUAGCUCAGACCCUCCGCUGCAUCAACGGCUUCAAGUACCAGCGUCGCUGCCACAAGCUCACUCUCGGCCUCGCCACACACAAGCUCCGUUUCAUCAAGUCGCGUAUAGCCGCUGGAGAUUUCCUCGGCGGUGGCGGCGGAGAAGACGAGGUCUCAGCCUCGGCUGCUGCUUGGGAUCUGGAGGUUCCGUAUCAGGAGCCACCGGAUAGCUACUUUGGAAAGUUUAAGAGAAACUGGGCUCUCUACUUUGGCUUCUUGAUCCUUCUUUACACUUUCAUGAUCUCCUUCUCUGUAGUCAUCCUCUGUUUCUGAUUAUUUAUCUCCUAGAGUGUCGCUAUUUCGUUUUUUUUCACAUUACCCUUCUGCUUCUUUAUCAUUCAUUAGUCUUCAGCUUAGAAGGGAUCAUUAAAAGUUCGAAGCU